This is a messenger RNA of Cervus elaphus (red deer), 15409 nucleotides long. It is a transcript of the gene ASXL2, whose product is annotated as ASXL transcriptional regulator 2. Gene Ontology annotation, molecular function: chromatin binding; DNA binding; peroxisome proliferator activated receptor binding. Gene Ontology annotation, biological process: animal organ morphogenesis; positive regulation of transcription by RNA polymerase II. NCBI's taxonomy places the organism in Eukaryota, Metazoa, Chordata, Mammalia, Artiodactyla, Cervidae. Bases 2931 to 6917 code for a protein of 1328 amino acids. The record is from RefSeq and is a predicted model, not a curated record. The transcript is spliced from 9 exons. Gene Ontology annotation, cellular component: PR-DUB complex.
UGAAUGCUGUAGGAUAAAUGCCCUUGUUAAUAGUUCUUCUUUUUCCAGACCCCGGGUCGGUUAUUCUCUUUCCCUUACUAGUUAGAAAUUCCCAUGGAAUUUCCUGCAGUGAUGGAAGUGUUCUGCAGCUAUGUUGUGCAACUCAACAAAGUAGUCACUAGCACCAUAUGUGUUUUGAGCACUUGAAAUAUAGCUAGUGUGACAGAGGAACUGAAUUUUUCACUUUAUGUUAACCUGAAUUUAAAUAGCCACAUGUGGCUAGUGGCCAUCACAUUGGACAGCAUGGCUCUAGGUUUUUAUCUGGGUCUAUUUUCAGCUCUUGGCUACCUAUAACCCUUCUUAGGAUGGUAUUAUGUUAUUUACCUCUUAAUACUCUCUUUGAAAAUUUGAGGACUUAAUUGGUUUAACAGCUCACUCCUUACUAGGAAAAGAAUGCUUUUCGUUUUCUACUAGCAAAGACUAAAUUUAGUCUGCUAGUCUUUGCCCUCAUCUCCUGCUUGGUUUCUGCUUUAUAGUUUACCCCAAACCGUGUUUUUAGAGAAUAACAUCUUUGUUGCUACAGCUUCCCUGGGAUGAAUUUUCCACUUCAGGAUACAUUUUAUUACCUAGUCUUGAUAAUUAUCUGUAGCUUCUUUUUCAAGAGUCUUUUUGAAGAAGGAAAAUCAUUUUUACCCCACUAUUGGUAAAUUGAGCCAUAUAUGGCAGGACAGAUUUUAAACCAGCUCAUGCUGGUUACUUUAUAAGGACUGAUGCCAGAGCGAAAUAGACAUCCAAGAAUUUCUCUAGCUUGGAUAUCCUCUUAGGUUUGAGUUGUAGGUGAGUUGUCUUUGGAUCUAGAAUUUAGAGUUACACUUAUUAGAAUAAUUGACUCAGUUUUAAGUGCAGCAGAGCUAUUGAUUUUUGAACUGCAUCAGAAAAGUCAGGUUUAUUACCAUUUCUGUGUUAAUGUGUGGACUACUUUUGGAGAAAAUUUAGAUAACUGGUUGCGUUAUCUGAGUUCUGUCAUAACAGCUGCUACACAUGUUGUUUGGACAAAUUUUGAAACCAGGGGAUCUUAGCUUUAAAAUCACAACCACUUAGAGAACAGCCCAGACCCUAAGUGUUAUGAACAAAUGGAAUAAAGGCAAGACAAGAUUGGGACCUGUGACCAACAUUCCUUUUUUUCUUUUUAAAAAAUCUCUUUAUUUACUUGGCUGCGUAGGGUCUCAGUUGUGGCACACGUGAUCUCUGCUGUGGUGUGUGCACUCUCCAGUUGGGGCGCGUGGGUUCCGGAGUGCACUGGCUUAGUUCCCUGAUCAGGCACUGAACCCACGUCCCCUGUAUUGCAAGGCAGAUUCUCAACCACUGGACCACCAGGGAAAUCCUGAGUGUUCUUGAUAUGUAUUUUUUAAAAGUAAUCCCAGUCAGUAGUGAAGAGAGGUGUGUCCAGGGUCUUACGUUUCUCAGAUUAUACUAAAGGACCCCCCCUCUUUUUUUUUCCUGUUCUUUUUUUGGAAGAUGGAGCCAAAAGUAUUUAGGCCUUUUUGUCUCCUCUGCUUCCCCCCAGUUUACAUUUUUCUUUUUAAGUUUGGGAAUUGUUGAUCUAGGAUUAGGAACCAAACCAGGUCAUCAAGCAAGAGAAACAGAUUCAUAAUUUCUGGAUGUGGCUGGAAACAGGGAAAUCAGCAUUAAAGGUCAGUAAACUGGGAACAAAGUCACGGUUGUUUAGGUCUUUGCUUUUUGGUAGCUCAUAGGCUGCAGUAGCUGUUUCAGGUAGUGAUUGUUACAUGUUUGUGAAAGGCUACCUGUGAGGUAAAUGUGAUUACAGGAGGAUUUAAGAAAUAACAGUUGAACCCCAUUCUCAGUAGCUUCAGUUCGGUCGCUCAGUCAUGUCCCAGCUCUUUGCGACCCCAUGGUCUGCAGCACUCCAGGCUUCCCUGUCCAUCACCAACUCCUGGAGUUUGCUCAGACUCAUGUCCAUCGAAUCAGUGAUGCCAUCCAACCAUCUCUUUCGUCCCCUUCUCUUCCUCUCAGUAGCUUAAUGGGUAGAUUAAAAUAUUACAACCUUGCCACAUACUUGGCAUAAUAAUAGAAGAUAUUAACAUCAAGGUUAUAGCAAAUUAAAAAUUGUAGUCAACAUAAAUUAUUUUCAAACUGCCUCUGAUGCAUUCUUCUCGAAAUUGUCACAGUAUUAACAACUUAGCCUCAGUUUCUGUUGAGAUCUUAAGAUCUUUUCUGAUUGUAGCCUGUUAAACUGAGACUAGGAUGAACUUCAUGUGGUAUUUGGAAGGUGGAGAUGAGAGGUGUAUGUGAUGUCAUAUGGAAUUCCCAUUGACUCUGGCAGCUCUGAUAGUCUUAAGAAAUGAAUGAAGGCUAAGUUAGCAGUAAUAAAGAAUGAUUUAGCCUCUCAUAGGAUGUACUUCUCUCAUUCUUGGGUCAUGCAUAUGGCAUAGGCAUAGAAAUGUAUUUUUAGUUUUCUAUUGUAUACAUAUGAGUGUUUUUGUAGUCUAGUGCAAAUUAAAGUGGAAAACUUGUAGUUAGCAGUGAUAGUAGUGGUGUGCUGCAGAACAAUUCUAAGUCAAUUGCAGUUAUUAAUAAAGGUAAAACAAAUGUGUGUCUAUUCCGUUUUCUUAUUCUAAAGCUUUUACUCUCAAUCUGACAUCACUUUAUUUCAAAUGCAUUGUAAGACAGGAAGAACACUGAGAUAGUAUCGAAACCCACUUCCUUUUAUGUACAAAAAUAAAGAGCUCUGACAGCAAAACUGAUACUUCUAGUUGGAAAUCGAUAGAGACUCUCUUGAAAUAGGUAUACUUUUUAGCCAGAUAGGAACAGAGAAAUUCAGUCAAAUGUUGAAAUUCAGUCAAAUGUUAAAACUAGUUUAUUGAUUUCUGUGUAAGGUGGAAGAACUUAGAAGUUUGUAGUUUUGGUUUCUAAUUUCCAGACAGGAAACAAUGUUCAGAGAAGAGCUUUAUGGAAUUCCAAGUCAAGUAUCGUCUAGGCUGUCACAGCCAUCUUCUCCUCAUUCGGGCUGCCCAUCUCCUACCAUUCCGGCAGGUAAAGUCAUUUCUUCAUCACAGAAGCACAGCAAGAAGGCACUAAAGCAGGCACUAAAACAGCAACAACAGAAGAAACAGCAGCAGCAGCAAUGCAGGCCAAGCAUGUCCAUCUCCUCCAACCAGCACCUCUCUCUGAAGACUGUCAAAGCAUCCAGUGACCCUGUACCUGCCAAACCUGCAAUAUGGGAAGGAAAGCAAUCUGACGGACAGUCAAGCAGCCCUCAGAACUCAAACUCUAGCUUUUCUUCUUCUUCGGUUAAAGUGGAAAAUCAUUUGCUGGGCCUGGGGAAGAAGUCAUUCCAGAGGUCUGACAGGCUCCACACAAGGCAAAUGAAGAGGACUAAAUGUGCUGAAAUUGAUGUUGAGACGCCAGACUCCAUUCUGGUUAAUACAAACCUACGAGCACUAAUCAACAAACACACCUUUUCAGUCCUUCCUGGAGACUGCCAACAGCGACUGCUCUUACUACUUCCAGAGGUGGAUCGACAGGUUGGUCCAGAUGGUCUGAUGAAGUUAAAUGGUUCAGCGCUUAAUAAUGAGUUCUUCACUUCAGCAGCCCAAGGCUGGAAGGAAAGACUUUCAGAAGGUGAGUUUACACCGGAGAUGCAGGUGAGAAUUCGACAAGAGAUUGAGAAGGAGAAAAAAGUAGAGCCGUGGAAAGAACAAUUCUUUGAAAGCUACUAUGGUCAGAGUUCUGGCCUGACUCUUGAAGACUCAAAGAAAUUGACAGCUUCACCCAAUGAUCCCAAAGUAAAGAAAACCCCAGCUGAGCAACCAAAAUCUACACUUCCUUCAGAGGCCUCACCUGUCAGUGUAGUCCCAGUAAUUCCCCAGUUAGAAUCUAAGGAAGAAGUACUGCAGAUGCCAUCACCAGUCAGGAAAGAAGAACAUGAAAGCCAAGAUAAGACGCAGCCACACUCCACAGAGCCCCGUCUUUCCCCAGCUACCAAUACAGAUGAGCUUAGCAGCAUUCCUCCCAUCAAAUGCCCGAAGGAUGAGGCUCUUAUGGAGCAAAAGCCAGUUGCCUCUGCUGAACAGGAAUCUGAGAAAGAGAAUCAUCUCACUACACCUUCAAAUUGUAAUAAAAAUGAAAGCCAGGAAGCUUUACUUACAGCCCUGAGCAAACCCAAGAGUCCUGGGGUAGAAACAACAGUAAUGAAGCCCACAGUAGAAGCAGGUCCACAGGAGACAACUAUGAAAGAGCCUCCAUCAAUACUGGCUGAUCACAGCCCAGAAAGCCUCAAGAGGAAAUCUUCUCUCACCCAAGAAGAGGCCCCGACAAGCUGGGAGAAAAGGCCGCGUGUCAAUGAGCACCGCCAGCACCAGCAGCCAUUUCAAGUCUCCCCACAGCCCUUUCUCAGUAGAGGGGACAGGUUCCAGGUGCGGAGAGUGCCACCUCUCAAGAUCCCGGUCUCCAGAAUCUCUCCCAUGCCGUUUCCUACAUCGCAGGUCUCUCCCAGGGCUCGUUUUCCAAUCUCCAUCACUAGUCCUAACAGAACAGGAGCCAGAACCCUUGCAGACAUCAAAGCAAAAGCCCAGCUGGUCAAAGCACAGAGGGCAGCCGCCGCCGCCGCCGCCGCAGCCGCUGCUGCCGCCUCAGUUGGAGGGACCAUUCCAGGACCUGGCCCAGGCGGUGGACAGGGUCCAGGGGAGGGGGGUGAAAGGAGAACUGCUAGAGGAGGGGAUCCUGACUCAGACAGAGUCAGUGAGCCUGGCAAGAGCCCCGCACUGGAACUGGCAGGAACUGGAAGCAGGGGAGGUACGAGAGAGCUUUUACCCGCUGGGCCAGACUCUCAGUCCCAGUCUGAGACCAGGACCGCAGGCCAGCCACAGACUCAUAGUGGCCCUGGAGCACAACUACAGCAAACCCCCUCAGUGCCUCCCGCAUCUGCCGUCGGUGGAGCAUGCGCAGGUGUCCCCUCACCAGCCCACACUCACGCACUCCCGCCAGCUUUAGGAAAAUUAAGUAAUGAAAAACUAAAUCCCCCCAGGGCAACAGGCACUGUGGCCUCUCUUAGCCAGCAGCAAGGGCCUAGUAACGGUAGGCAGGAGAAAGCACCUCCAGCUCCAGCAGAUCCUCCUCUGAUGGCGGGUGCCUCACCUGUUCAUUUUGCAGCCGCUGGCACAGUAGAGCCUAAAGCAGGUUCUAGUAAGAAUGCCCCAAAUCCUCCAGCCUCAGCAGAGAUAAGUGCUAGCGCUUCAGUGGAUCUAACCUCCUCCCCUUUAACAUCUCUGUUAACGACAGCCACUUUAGAGAAGCUCCCUGUGCACCAGGUCAGCAUAACCACAGCGCCUACCGGAUCAGCUCCAUCCUUGAGCACUUUGCCGGCAACUUCUAGCCUUAAAACUCUGGGAACUUCUUCACAUAUGAAUGGACCCAUUUCAAGGCCAAGCUCUAGUAUCCCUGCUAAUAAUCCUUUGGUAACUCAGCUGCUGCAGGGCAAAGAUGUUCCCAUGGAGCAAAUUCUGCCUAAACCUCUCACCAAAGUUGAAAUGAAAACUGUUCCACUCACUACAAAAGAGGAGAAGAGGGUAGGAGCACUCGUGGGUACCAGCAUGACAGAGAACAGCACCAGAGAGGAAGUGCACGAGAGACAGUCCCAUCCAGCUGCACAGCACCUGGGUAAAACUUUGCAAAGCAAGCAGCUCCCCCAGGUUCCAAGACCCCUGCAGCUCUUUUCAGGUAAGGAUCUAAGGGACUCUGGCAUUGACACACACCAGUACCAAGAAGGACUCAGUAAGGCCACCCAAGAUCAGAUUCUUCAGACUCUCAGCCAGAGGGUUCGGAGGCAGAACAUUCUCUCAUUUGUGCAGCCCUCGCAGUUCAGCUUUACUCACUCAGGUUUCCAGUUCGAGGACAUCUCCACAAGUCAGAGGUUCAUGCUGGGUUUUGCUGGCAGAAGGACAUCCAAGCCUGCAAUGGCAGGUCACUACUUACUUAAUAUUUCCACAUAUGGCCGGGGUUCAGAGAGCUUUAGGAGGACCCAUUCUGUGAACCCCGAAGACCGAUUUUGUCUGAGUAGUCCCACUGAGGCCUUGAAAAUGGGAUACACAGACUGUAAAAAUGCAGCAGGAGAUAGUAGCAGUGGGAAGGAAGAUGAUACUGACGAGGAAAGUACUGAUGAUGAGCAAGAAUCUGUCCUGGUGAAGGAGGAGCCGCAGGCCGCCCAGAGUUCUGGCAAGUGUGAUGCAAGUUCAGGACCACACAGUAGAGAAACCCUGUCCACCAGUGACUGUGCAGCUGAAAAGAACGUGAAGGCAGAGACACCAGUGCCUGAACAGACCCCUUUUAGUAAGGAGAAUUACCUGUUCACUCGAGGCCAAACCUUUGACGAGAAGACCCUAGCCAGAGAUUUUAUUCAGGCAGCGCAGAAGCAGAUGGCUCAUGCAGUGAGAGGUAAGACCAUGCGGAGCAGCCCAGAGCUUUUCAAUUCUACGUCUCUUCCUCUGCCUGCAGACAGUCCUACCCAUCAGUCUCUCCUCCUUCCACCACUGCAAACCCCAAAGCUGUACGGGAGCCCCACACAGAUCGGGCCAAGCUACAGAGGCAUGAUCAACGUCUCCACCUCAUCGGACAUGGACCACAACUCUGCUGUCCCGGGGAUGCCCGACUGUAGUCAGGUGCCUAGCAAUGUUGGUGAUGUCAUGUCCUUUUCAGUGACUGUCACGGCUAUCCCUGCCAGCCAGGCCAUGAAUGCCGGCAGCCACGGCCAGACCAUUCCUGUCCAGGCCUUUCCUGAAGAGAACAGCAUAGAGGACACACCUUCAAAAUGUUACUGCCGAUUGAAAGCCAUGAUCAUGUGCAAGGGCUGUGGAGCCUUCUGCCACGAUGAUUGCAUCGGCCCUUCCAAACUGUGUGUCUCCUGCCUCGUUGUUCGGUAAUGAGAUCAGAAAGAAAGCACUCUGUAAAGGAGACAGGAAUGGGGAAGGGUUGAUAGAUGUGGUUUUUGCAUUCUUUUGGAAUCAUAGAAAUAAACAAGUAGGUUUCAGUUUGAGUUGUCUUAAGAGACAAGUGUUACUUAAUCAGGAACACAGAAUACAGAUCUUACAUUUUAGAGAAAGAGCACCUUGUAUAGUAAGUCCAAGUUGAGCAAGACUUUGUGAAUUUGUGACAAGUUUGCACUUACAAAAUCAUGUAAAUAUGUCACAUCUCGUUUUAACAUUUUUCCAGGUGUUUAGGUAAUGAUGUAUUACUUUGACUUCAGAUUGCUGUUCCACUUCAUGUGACUUUUCACUUCAUGUGAAAAGUUUAAUGCCACACAUGGUAAAAGGCAGCGAUUUCCCUUCUGCCCUUUCCUGAGAGGCUAUAGAAAGGAAGGAGUGGAGGAAUGGUCUGAGGAAAUGACUGUUCAUGUUGGUUAUGUCUUGACAGUCUGACCGCAGGCUUUACAUAGAUUCUUCAGCCUUUGCAGAAUUUAGAUUGAGGGUUUACUCACUCCCUUUACCUAGGUGGAACCUGCUCCAGUUCUUAUUUUUGAUAAGGCAUUAAUUUCAUAGGUAGUGUUUCUGACUCUGAAAGUUCUGAGUUGGUUCUUGAUUUCCACAGACCAGUCCUAUUGCCAGGCACUCUGCUUGCAGUUUAUGAAUCCCUGCCAUUCCCUAAUCCCACUUCUUUGCCCUGAAGAAGAGAGUGUGAACUAUGAAAGGGUUGCCUCACUAGACCCCUCGGGUCACCAUCACCUGUGCAGGGCAGUGAGUCCAGCAAUAAUCCCUGAGGAUUUAGUCAUUCAUGGGAGCUUACAAACAAGUUUGAGAUACUAGUACAAAAUUAACAGAGAAGUGUCAGUGAUAAGGUGUUUUGUUGGGUAAGCAGAGUAAAGGUGCAGAAAUUGUUGAACUGAAUUUAAGGAACUUUGGAGGACAAUUUUAACACUAGAAACAAAGUAGCCCCUCUCUCUCCCCCUCUUUUCUCCAACCUGUUACCUAAUGUUCUACAGUCAGCUGUAUCUACAGGUAGAAAAACUCUUUAAUACCACAUUUGCCCCAUGCUGUUAUAUCUGUUUUGACCUCCCAGGCAUUUGAGGAGCAUGGAAGUCAUCUUAAUUAUAUUACUUUGAACAUAUAUGUGUGGCAUACACACUGUAAAAGUCAGACACUUUUCCUCUUUUAGAAAAUAUGUCCCCUGUUUUGGAUUACUGCUGUCUAAACAUUAGAAGUUUCUAAUGUAAAGGGGCUUUAGUGAAUGACUAAGGGAACAUUUAGAAAGGAAGAGAUACUGACUCCAAAUUUUUGUUUUUUCCUUUUUUUUGUUUCCUUUUUGUUGAAUCCUGUCUCGUUACUGAAGAAUUUUGAAUACAUGUGUUUAGGUCACGGUUAAAGAACAUGAAAAUAAAUCUACAGUUUACCAGAAUUUGGUAUUAAAAAGUUGGGGAUUAAAAAAAAAAAAAGUUGGGGAUUGUCAGUGUGCAUCGUUUGCAUAUUGAUUUCAAAUCUCCUAAUUCUAUGUGUGUAAAGAACGUGUAUUAGUGCCACCUAGCACAGUCGUCAUCGUGCUUAAUAUUCAGGAUGUGAUAUAUACAAAAUGCAGAACAGUUUAAACUCCUUAAUUAAGGGGUCACAUUCCAGAUAGGGGAAAGUAGACAGUAAUAAUCUUAGCUUUGCCCCCAUUGUACUACCAACCCCUCCCUACCUCACCUCUCAAAUUAUACGUACACUCUUAAUACUUUCAAACCCACAAGAAACUAUUUACUUUUGUUCUUUGUUUGUUUGUUUGUUUCUGAGUUUUUUAUGGCCCAAAGCACAUAGAGGGUUAAUAUCUGUGUUCUAUUUCAGCCAAGACAAUUUGAUGUUCUUCUAACUUCCAUUUUUCUUCCAGCACACACAUAGCUAACAGAUAAGAAAUCUGCAAGGAUCCAGGGAUAAGGAGCAAGUUCUCCAGCCAGUAACCAGUAGAAAUCAGAAACCAUGGUUCUGUUCUCAAAUUGUCAGUGCCCUGGGUAAUCCCAAGGGGUGUUUAAAAGACCUGUUGAUAGUUAAAACUCUCCAUUCCUAGCUUUCUCACUCCCCACUUUAGUGGCAGGACUGAGGGAUGGCCUGCCUGCCUGCAGUGGUUGACUGUUUCAGAACUGACCCUACGGUGAACUUGAAUGAUCAAUUUGAAUUUUCAAAAUGAUUUUUCUUCUUCACACCUUUCCUAUCAUAGAAAGUCUCUCCUCCACGGUUCUCUUCAUCUAAGGAUGGACAGACUAACCAGGAAAGGAGGAAAGGCAUCAGGGAUUUUCACGUCCGUUUAGAGAGCAAACCAUAUUGUGCCUAUUCAUCUUGACCCAGGCUCUUGCAGAGAGGCCCUAAGCAGUACCAUUCACCAGAUUCUCUUUACAAAUAAUCCCCAGCUAAUAAAAUAGUACAUCGUCAGCUAGGUGCACUGCCUCAAUCUUGACUAAAUGAGAAAAUAGAUGCUGUUAGAUUGGUACAAAAUUGAAUGCAGUCUGUUUGUCAGUUUGUUUCGAAACAGUGGUGUCAGGUAGAAGGUCAUCUUACAAUGCUGACUGAACUGAAAGAACAAAAAUUAGAAUCUGGCUCUUUCAAAAAUGAAGCAGUAGGAACAAUAAAACCUUUAAAUUACUAGAAUAUCAUAUUCCAGUACCUUUCAAGCAGUUUUUAAUCUUAGGUUUUCAGUUACUUUACCUUUCAGUUCAGUCUGGAAUGUGUCUAAUAAGUGCUCAGCUUAUUUUUAUGGUAUUAAGUUGCACUAUUUCCAGUGACUAGUCAGGCAUGUUGCCUGAUGCUGAUGCCUCCAGGGUAUCUUCUCUGCCUUCAGGUAACCUUACACUGCGGGUCACCUUGGGGAGAUGGCAUUAAUGGUGUAUCUAUCACCUCAGUCUCACUGACAAAUAUUCUAAGUUGUCUAGUAGAGAAGGCUCCCUGAAUCUUAAAGAUUUUUUAUUAAAAUUCUUCCUCCUAUUAAACAAACAAAAAAGCCAAAUAACCUGAAGUUGUUUGCCCUACAUAAUAACCUAUGUUGAAGAUACUGAAGCUGUCUGUAGUACCCCAUGUAACAUUUUUUAAAAAUUAGACCUGGCAGACGGGAAAUUUUUCUUGUGGUGGGGAAGCAUACUUAUAUGGGCUGGGAAGGCACACAGUGUAGAUACCACAAAUUUAAAUAAAUAGCCAGAAGAAGACCUUAUUGCCUUCCAGGUGAAGGCAUAAACUCAUUCAUAAUUGGAUAGUUUACCAUCCUAAUUUCUUACUGCCUUUCUUCACCUAAGAGUCCUGAAGGCCUCUUGGGUGAAAUUAUUUGUUAAAAUGAGGGAGUCUUUUCUGGUCAUGACAUCACUGUUUAGAGCUGUCAGUAAGCAGUACUAGGGUUUUCUCUGUGACUUAGGGAUUUCACUUCACAGCAAGGAGAGAAAAGUCUCCCCAUUUCAUUACAACAAUGUGCUAAGUAAAAAUGUGCUAAGUAAAAAAACAAAAAAAACUUGGCCAAGGGUAGCUUUCAGCUCAAUUCAUAGAAUAGUCCAAAGAGACUCUGAGAAAUAUAAUAAUAAGCAGGGAUCUUUCCUACCGUGUUUCAAUACCUACAUAACCUAUUGAAAGAGAACAAUAGGUAAAACAGUUCCUAAAGUUGAAGUAAGAGCUUCAUAGAUUCUUGGUUACUUUAUUUUUUUUAAUGCUUUACAUUUGAUACAACUGUUAAAGAUCAAUUUUAAAAAAUAGCUUUCCAGUAAUAUAUUUUAAGUAAUAUAUAUUUUAAUAUCUAUGUAAAAAGUGACAGUGGAAGACUUUGAAUUUCUCAUAUAAGGUAUGUUUAAUGUAGGACCUCACUGUUAAGGCACAAAUUAUUUCAAAGAAAGUUACUCAAAGACACUCAGAUUAUUUCCAAAAAAUAAGAAAAUGCAAUAAGGGGACGUUUUGGAGUUUAUUUUUUAUUUUAAAAGAUAAUUGACUUAUUUACCACAAGCUAUUUUUUUUCCUUCUGGCUUAAAGGUUUGUAGAGACUGGUUUGGUAAAUGCUAAACUUUUGUGUCUUUUGCCUUUUUAAAGGAAUUGUUAACAUUGGAAUUGAGGGUAUGUACAGAGAAGUUGGUGUCAACACCAUUUAAAAACAUAUUUUUUCACAAGUAUAGAAAAAUCAUUUUACAUAAGAAUUUUAAGUAUUUGCAAUAAAUAUAUGUGUAUAGAUUGUAUGUAUUCAUAUAUUCUUAUUUUUCAUUUUAUUAUUAAGUAAAAGAUAAUUAAAGUGAAAAUGAACAGCCUUGGAGUAUUUGAUGCAUCUUGAGGUCUGACAUACAUGUGAAAGGGGUGCGGGUAAGGGCCCUCAGCUGUUGCCUUAUACUGCUCUUGGAAGAUUACCAACAGAUUGCACAGAAGAUAGUAAAAUGAGAAAUUUGUGAUAAAUCAGGGUAGUGUAUUUCUUUCAGAACUCUAGUAAAAAUAUUACAUUCUCCCGAUCUGUCUGUCUCUCUGCUUUCACCCUUAAAUUUGUUUUCUCUCCUAACCACCUAAUGUUACUGCUGGGAAAGUCAAAACAAAACACAGUGCAUUCUUUUUUUUUUUUCCAUUUAUUUUUAUUAGUUGGAGGCUAAUUACUUUACAAUAUUGUAGUGGUUUUUGUCAUACAUUGACAUGUAGUAUGCUUCUAAGACAAAGAAUGAUAAGAAAAUACCUGUAAGGGGGGGAGUAGGUUUUUCUUUUUCCACAGUGGUUAAUAACUGAUUAACAUUCUCUGCCACCACCUUCAGGCCAUAGAGUUUACAUGAAGAAAUAAUCUCAUGAAGAUAAUAGAAAUCAUUCUGUUUCCCUUCUUUGAGAAGUGAAUUUCAUAGCCAGUUUUAUGUCUUUCCCAAUUGAUCUGGAGACAGAAGGGCUAAGAAAACUUGAAUGUUGCUCUUCUAAUGCCAAGAAAUAUGUUUAUGGAAAUGAGGACUGAGCCAAAUGUUAGAGGAGAGGUUAACCACAUACCUGGAGAUAACCUGGAGUCCUGCUCUCCAGAAGUCAUUUUGAGAUUGUAAAUAUUUAGUUCUAGGAUAUGACUGAAGAGCAGAGGAUACCUAGAUAGUCUUUGGAAAUAAAGAAAUAUAGCCCAUUCUUUAAAAAUGAAUAAUAUAUAACUUUAUUGGUGACCUGAAAGGAAGUAAGGUCAGAGUUUGAAGAAUAUAUCUUAAUGACCUAUGAAACACUUAAUUGUAGUUUACUAGUUCUCUCCAUAAUUGCUGUGGUGAUUUUCACUGAUAAAAAUUGCAAUUUUUGGAAAUUAGAAUAUAUAAAAUACUUUUUAAAAAGAGUAUGCCGCUUUGGGCGGCACGCAGGAUCUGAUCUUCCUGACCAGGGAUAAAGUGCAUGCUUCCUGCAUUCAGGAUGCAGAGUCUUAACCACUGGACCACCAGGGAAGUCCUGAGAAUGUUUUUCUUUUUUUUUUUUUUUUUAAUUUAUUUUUAUUAGUUGGAGGCCGAGAAUGUUUUUCUAAUAGACAGCCUUAUUAUUUUUAAAAAAUUGAAAACUCAUACAUAGGGUUGCCCAAACAUGUUGAAAAUAGACGCCUAAGAGAACAGCACUAAAUCUUUACUGGAAAAACACUUCUAAAGGAAAAAAAUCCUCAGGAACAUGUGCCUCAUAAUUCCCAUAUUUGGUAGAUAAGAAUGAAGGUGAAAUAUUUCAAAGUGUGUGAACCAAUCAUGAUAACCAUUUACAAGGAUGGGCCCCCCCCCCUCAAUUUCUGAUGCAUACUUAACUGUUAUUCCUACCUCACAGGAAGUAAAAUUCAUGUUCAGGUAGUGACAUAGGACCUCAAGGACUGUAGUUGGUUUAGAAAGCAAUACACCAGAACACAGCUUCAACUUGGAUCCCCAGCUUUCCUUUAUUUAUGUCACAGAGUCUUAGAAACCUGUGUUCAUUGCUUUUUAACACUAGUUGACCAAGAGUGGGCUCCACAAAUCAAAUUUCAGUGUUUUCUAGUUGUUUCUGUACAUAAAUCAUGAUGUUCAAAUAUCUUUUGAACACCUAUGUGCUAAGCACUGUGCUAAAGUUCUGGUUAAGCAAAGGUAAAAGCAGUCAUGUAAAAGGCUUUCCUAAAGGAAGAACCGUAUAGCAUGGGUCUAGUUCAGAGCUCAAGGAGUAAUAUAUGCUACUUCCCAAGAUACAUUGGACAUUUAAUAAGAGUAAAUGAACUAUGAAAUAGAGGUCUUUGAGGCACUGAGCAAAGCACAGUGGCAAAACAUGAAGAAAGAAAAGAGGCAUUCCCCCUGCAUGAAAAUUCAGUGUGGGAGUGAGCCAAGUUGAUAAAAUUUACCUCCUUUUGACAACUGUCAUUUGAAGAUCUAGAGAUUAAUAGAAAUUUCAAGAAAUCUCUUGGUAAUACCUAGAUUGAGAAAGUCAUUCUGUUCAGUAUGUCAGUAAAGAUACUUCAUCUUGUUUUCAACUAACAGUUUGGUAAAGCAGCUUUCCUGUCAAACCCAAAAUAAGCUAACGGAAAUAAAAAAGCUUGAUUUCCAUCUUGUAGACUGGUGAGAAGGAAGUGUGUUCAUUUAAAACUUAAAAAGAUAUUUUCAUUCCCUUUCCCCCUCCAUUAUGGAUAAAAUUAAUGUUCUUUUUAUUCUAGUAUUGUAGAAUUGACUGCCCCCCCCCACACCUUUCUACAUAGAACUUGAAUUAAAAGAGGCUUCAGUAGGACACUUGCCCUUGUAAAGUGGCCUAAAUCCUAAUUCUUUAUGACUUUCCAGUAGAAAGAUUUUAAAAGGAUAAAUUAUUUUCUCAGUGCUUACUCUUGAACUUUCUUUACCUGGAUUAUGGGUUUGCAACUUGAAUUUCUGUAUUCCAAAAUAUCCAUGUUCACCUUUCAGUCAAAAAGGUAUUAGGUGUAUUCCACCAUGUAAUACAGUCUCAAGUCUGUCCAGGAAGUAAGGGUAGAUAGCCUGUGUUUUCCUUAUACUUAAUGACCUUAAAGAGAAGAUUGGGUUCCUUUUAGAAGGACUGUAUAAACUAAGGAAUCUCUGUACCACUGUGUAUCUCUCAGUCUUAACCUAAAAAGGGCAAGCAUGCCUACAAAGAUUUCCUUGUCACAGACUAAACUUGGAAGAGAGAGCUGAUCAGUUGUGGAGGUGGGCUGUGACUAGAUACCCGGCAUUCAUGAAGAAUAACUGCAAAUUGAGCUUUCCUGGUUCUUCAAGCUCAAAAGAAACUAAAGGGAAAAUCCUGAUUUUCAUCUUGGCUGCAAAGCCUAGUGAAUGCAUAGGGAAGAAGAAAGAUAAAUCCAAGAUUGGAUUUAAGAUAGAUUAAAACCUAAGAUUAUUUUUAUCCUUAUACUGAAACUUUUUUUUUUUUUUUAAGGUUUUGGAUUCCUAUAAUGUAAUGAAUUGCCAUGAGUGGAACAUGGAAUUUGAUGUGAGGCAUUUUGUGGGCUAAGUGAUGGUUUUCUAUUGAACUAUAUUAUCUAGUGACAGCUUUUGCCACUGCUCAGCAUUUAAGGUUGUGCACCUGUGGCUAAGUGAUGCAGACAUUGGCUCAGAAAAAUUCUAUAUUAAACCAACUAGAGCACUUGGAUCCUCUUUGUAAAUAAUGUUUAAUAUUCAGAUUAGCCCAGUAAGAAAGCAAUGCACUAAAUGUUAUCAAAAUACCUGAAGAUACUUUAGAACUAUUAUUAUACACACAGUCUAUGUCCUUCCUAUGGAAAGUGUGGUAUGUAAAAUCUUUUAUUUCUUGAGUCAGUUCUUUUCAAAAACCAGUGUCUAAUGUUUUCAGAUACCUAGAGCUUAGAAACACUGGAGUUAGACUUGAACUCCAUGUCAGCCGUUGUUUUCAUUUUAGAUUUUCAGGCAUAGUGGUUUGAAGGGAACCCAGCUGAAUCCAUAUGUAAUCAUUUUGAACAAGCUUUAAAUAAAUGAAACUCUUACAGAGUCUCAAAAUUGGUUUCCUGUUCGUUGUAUACAGAGACAGAAUCUGCGCUGAAAAGGACCUGACAGUUUUACUCUGAUAAUAAACUUAGUGAAGAGCAAGUUUGUCAUUAGAAAGUUUGUUAUGAAAUUUUUAGAACCCAUGAAAGAUCUAGAGUACAUGAUAAAUGAAACUCUAGAAAUUAAAAACUUUUAACCAUAAGUGCUACGACCUAUUUUUUUAAACCCAUAUUCUGAGAAUCAUUGCUUCAUACCUUAAGACUUUCACCAGCACCAAGAGAAAUCAGAAUGGAAGAAAUGACCUUAGUUGGUCUUACUUUAAAAUUUUUGUACGCAUAGGCCUUAGCACUUUGACAGAUAAAGCUCUGCCUUUUAGCUCCUUCUCACUCUUGUCUUUAUUCUUCCUACUUUUAGACUGUUUCUCUUACUGGUCAUAUAAAACUACCUUCAGGAUUGAAUGUAUAAUAAUGUUUCUGCACAUGGACAAACUGUAUUUUAUCUUAAUGAUUCAUUUUAUGUUGAAUAAAGGCAUACAGUUUUACUCUA